Lacerta agilis (Sand lizard) is the source of this 743-nucleotide messenger RNA. It is a transcript of the gene PDCD1, whose product is annotated as programmed cell death 1. The coding region runs from base 54 to 743 and encodes 229 amino acids. Gene Ontology annotation, cellular component: membrane; external side of plasma membrane. Gene Ontology annotation, biological process: negative regulation of immune response; positive regulation of T cell apoptotic process. The record is from RefSeq and is a predicted model, not a curated record. Lineage: Eukaryota; Metazoa; Chordata; Lepidosauria; Squamata; Lacertidae. The transcript is spliced from 4 exons.
CUUUUGGUCUCUUUUCGCCAGCAACCUUUCGUCCAUCGCAGUUAGACAAACCGAUGGGAGCGACGGCCAGGUUCACCUGUCGCUUGUCGGAGACCGUUCAAAAGUAUUCCCUUAACUGGUACAAACUGGGUGAUGACAAGCAGCCGAAAUUACUGGACCUUGGAAAAUGGAAGUAUAACCUCACCAGGCUGAAUGCGACGACCUUUGAAAUUAAAAUCUCGGACUUAGAGAUGAACGACAGCGGGACCUACUUCUGUGGCCUCAUCUGGCCCUCGAUGAAGUUGACGGAAAGCAACAGGGCCAACCUCACAGUAACAGAGAAACAACUUGAGCGUGGACUACCGCCGGAGGAGACGGAGCCUGGACUACCGCCGGAGGAGAGGGAGGGUCACGGGGAGAUCCUCCUUGCUGUCGUCGGAGGAGUUGGGCUGUUUCUGGCGCUCCCAUUUUUGUGUUACUACCUCUAUAACCUCAUCCAGAAAAGGCAAGGGGAAGAAAAACUGCAGGAUGAAAAUGCUCCCUUGGAAGAAGGCCAUCCUGCCGUGAGCGUUUUCACCGUGGAUUAUGGGGUGCUGGAAUUCCGGGGAGGAGGCACCGCUCAGAGAGCACCCCCUGAGCGCAUCGCUUCCGACCAGACCGAAUAUGCCACCAUCAUCUUCCCUCCGGAAAAGCCGGUCUCUGCCAAAGUAAGCAAAAAGACUAAGAAACCAAAGAGCUGCCCCAGCGGAGCGGAGCCACACUGA